Messenger RNA from Phoenix dactylifera (date palm), 1731 nucleotides. RefSeq lists its product as uncharacterized. The record is from RefSeq and is a predicted model, not a curated record. NCBI's taxonomy places the organism in Eukaryota, Viridiplantae, Streptophyta, Magnoliopsida, Arecales, Arecaceae.
AAAAGACCAAACAAUUCGAAGAUAAAGAUAUUUCGAACCCCGCCGCAGCAGCGGUUCUUGAAAGAGGGAGAGAGAGGGGGAGAGAAUGGCGACGACGAUAGCGGUGGCGACAAGGCCUCUCUCUUCUCUCGGCGUCGAGCCUCGAGGGGGCAAUAAAUUUCGCCGCCGGUUCCAUGCAUUCGAAGCCAUGCGGCGGAAAUCCCGGCCGAGGGUACGAUUCUCGCUCCCUUCCCUUUCUUGCCCUCCCAGAGCCCUCCACGACGCCCGCGACGCCCGCGACGCCCAGGCGGAGGCUGCAGAGACGGAAAAUUCGCCGUCGGCGACGCCGGAGGGGGAUGACGACUCUUCCUACUCGGUCCUCACUUGUAUGACGAGCCAGCACAACAAUAUUGUGGUUGUGGACACUCCCAAAUCGAGGUUUCUUCUUCUCGACUCCUCGCAUAAUAUCCAUAGCAUGCUUAGCAAGGAUCAAAUAUGGACUGGGUCAUAUUGGGAUGAGUUUGCAAGCCUUCCUGCUAUUGUUCCACAAGGUCCUAUAGCAAUCCUAGGUUUGGGAGGUGGCACAGCAGCACACUUGUUGCUUAAGUUAUGGCCUACAUUGCAUGUUGAAGGUUGGGAGAUUGAUGAGAUACUGAUCGACAUGGCAAGGGAGUAUUUUGGUCUAUCUGAACUGGAGAAGUCAACACAAGCUGGUGGUUCACUUUCUGUUCACAUUGGUGAUGCGCUUUCUGAAUCUGCUACAGUUCAAGGAGGGUUUGCAGGCAUUAUUGUGGAUUUGUUUUCUGAUGGAAAGAUUUUACCACAAUUAAAAGAGGUUGAAACUUGGUUGGAAAUUGAAAGAAAGCUGAUGCCCCAUGGUCGAAUUAUGGUGAAUUGCGGUGGGGCACAUUCUGAAGUAUCUGGCAGUGGAGAUAAAACAGUAGAAAUGAUUUUAUCGACUGAUUCCUGGGUGCAAAAUUCUACAAUUAAGGCACUAUGCAAGGCAUUUCCAGGAAAGCUAAGCUGGAAGAGAAUGGCAGAAAAAGAUAGUAAUAAUUAUCUUGCACUCACAGGCCCGCUACCAGACCUGGAUGCUUGGUCAGCUGCCCUGCCGAGCCCAUUGAGCUUGAAUGUUAGACAGUGGAGACCUUGCGAACUUGCUUGCUGAUAAUUUUCCAGCAUAAAAGGUCCCAUCCUCAGCUUAACAAUCUUCUUCACUUCAGAGGUGUGCUAUUUCCUAGAUCUUUCUGCAGUGAACUCCAGCCAUCUCGACAUGUUCAGAACACAUAUGGCCUUCAGUUGGUAGGCUGCAUGCCAGAGUCAUUUUGCUUUCUCCAUGCAGAUUUUCAUGUUGGCUGAUAUAAACCGAUUUAUCCUGAGAUAUCAGCUGAUAUGAUAUCAAUAUCUCAGCCGAGAAUUUUUAUUGUUCUUUUGUUACUUUAAAAUGUAUAUUUUCAUUGAUAAAAUACUAAAAUUAGUGUCUUAAAAACAUUGGUGAAACCCAGAUUUAUUAUAUCGGCCAAGAGUUUGAUAUCUCGGUUCUGAUAUAUGGGCCAAGGUUUUGGAAUACCACUUGCUUACAGAUUUUUCCUUCCAUCUCGGUGGAGGUAAACUGAGAUAUCAGUUCAUCUCAGUACGGUCACUUGCCAAAAUGACUAUGUCCCUUCUUAUAAAACCUUGCCUUACAGGGGAAGAUUGUACUUUCUUAGCCAAGAACAAAAGAUAUUUCAGAUCUUACUAUUCUUUUUUGCA